This is a messenger RNA of Anopheles coustani, 4541 nucleotides long. RefSeq names its product tyrosine 3-monooxygenase (gene ple). Gene Ontology annotation, biological process: dopamine biosynthetic process from tyrosine. The coding region runs from base 364 to 2037 and encodes 557 amino acids. NCBI's taxonomy places the organism in Eukaryota, Metazoa, Arthropoda, Insecta, Diptera, Culicidae. The transcript is spliced from 8 exons. The record is from RefSeq and is a predicted model, not a curated record. Gene Ontology annotation, molecular function: iron ion binding; tyrosine 3-monooxygenase activity. Gene Ontology annotation, cellular component: perikaryon; axon; cytoplasm.
UCAUUCGUUCUUCUAUCGCCUGUGAAGUGAUAACGCUCAGUUUCAAGCUCCGUUGAUCGGUGUCUUCCUUGCCUCCGGGUGUGCGCGCGUGUGUGUGUGUUGUGUGUACGUGUGAGCGUGUGUUCGUUUGUGCGUGAGUGCGUUUGUGCGUGUGAGCAAAAGAUAGUGUGCUACGGGUAUCCUUCAGUGUGACUCUAUCGCAGUCAGAACGCAACCAGGCCGUUCGAUCUCCUAACUCGACAAGCACUUUCCUUCGUAGCACCUUUGUCUAUCUUCCGCUCCGCCACAGCCACCACAAACCGGUCGCACACGCCCUGCGUUAAAAUCGUCGCUCGUUUCGUAAAAAGCAUCAAAUCCGUCAACAUGCACACCUCGCCAUCCAAGGUAAUGGCGUGCCAGGUGAUCCAGAUCUUCUUGGAAGAAUGCGACGAGAACGGAUACCCAUCCCGGCGCCGUUCUCUGGUCGACGAUGCCCGCUUUGAGACGAUUGUGGUCAAGCAAACCAAACAAACCGUCCUGGACGAGGCCCGCGCAAAGGCCAACGAAGACAAACUUCCGCAAGAGGUUCAACAGACAGUCGAGGAUCAGGACAAUGACGAGGAGGAAAUCCGAAUGGUUGCAGUCGAUGACCUGCCGCAGAAGCCAGAGGAACACGUCCCAAGUGCCAACGAUGAGGAGAAGGAAACAGACGCCGGGCUGACGGAGGAGGAGGUGGUGUUGCAGAACGCUGCCUCGGAGUCGCCCGAAGCCGAGAAGGAGGUGGUCCGCGCCGCGGUGGUCGUCCGACUGCGUGACGGCAUGGGCUCCCUGGGACGCAUCCUCAAGGCGGUGGAGGGCUACCACGGCACGGUGGUUCACCUGGAGUCGCGCCAGUCGCGCAGCGACGGUGUCGCCUUCGACGUGCUGAUCAAGGUGGACAUGGCCCGCUCCAACCUGCUGCAGCUCAUCCGCUCGCUGCGCCAGACGCAGUCCUUCGGUAGCGUUAGCUUGCUGUCGGAGAACAACGUCAACGUGAAGGCGCCCUGGUUCCCCAAGCACGCCUCCGAGCUGGACAACUGCAACCAUCUGAUGACCAAGUACGAGCCGGAUCUUGACAUGAACCACCCCGGUUUCGCAGAUCAGGUGUACCGCGCUCGUCGCAAGGAGAUCGCCGAAAUUGCGUUCGCCUACCGAUAUGGAGACCCGAUCCCGCACAUCAACUACACCGAGACGGAGAACAAGACCUGGUCCGCGGUGUUCACCCGCGUCAAGGAGCUGAUGGUGAAGCACGCCUGCUCCGAGUACAUCGCCGUCUUCAAGAAGCUCGAGGAGGAGAAGAUCUUCGUCAACGAGCGGCUCCCGCAGCUGCAGGAAAUGAGCGAUUUCCUGCGCCGCAACACCGGAUUCACGCUCCGACCGGCCGCCGGUCUGCUGACGGCUCGCGAUUUUCUCGCCUCGCUGGCGUUCCGCAUCUUCCAGAGCACGCAGUACGUGCGACACAUCAACUCGCCCUACCACACGCCGGAACCCGAUUGCAUUCACGAGCUGCUCGGCCACAUGCCGCUGCUGGCGGAUCCCAGCUUCGCGCAGUUCUCGCAAGAAAUCGGAUUAGCCUCGCUCGGUGCCUCGGAUGAGGAAAUUGAAAAGCUAUCGACGGUCUACUGGUUCACGGUCGAGUUCGGACUGUGCAAGGAGAAGAACGAAGUCAAGGCGUACGGUGCCGGUCUGCUGUCCGCCUACGGCGAGCUGCUGCACGCCAUCAGCGACAAGCCCGAGCACCGCCCGUUCGACCCGGCCUCGACCGCCGUCCAGCCGUACCAGGACCAGGAGUACCAGCCGAUCUACUACGUCGCCGAGAGCUUCGAGGACGCGAAGGAGAAGUUCCGCCGCUGGGUGUCGACCAUGUCGCGACCGUUCGAGGUCCGCUUCAACCCUCACACCGAGCGCGUCGAGGUGCUCGACUCGGUCGACAAGCUGGACACGCUCGUGUCCCAGCUCAACACCGAACUGCUGCACCUCACCAAUGCCAUCGAGAAGCUGCGGCAGCCGUUCUGCUAAAGCUCUGACGCACGUACGACGUCAGUUCCGCUCCGUGCCGCAUCGGGGAAGCAUUGACUGCUUCCGGUCGGAGUGGACACCAAACAGCACCACCACCAGCAGCGGCAGCAGCAGCAGCAGCAGCAGCAUGUGAUCAGAUGCGAGUGAGAGACAGAGCGUGAAAGAGGGCGAAAGAGAGAGCGUUGGAACGGGAAAGAGCGAGAGUGAGAGAGAGAGAGAAAAGCGAGACACUAAAGCAAAGCUAAAUGGAAAUAUGGCCCCAUCGACAAGGACAAUAUUUAGUGGCGUCCUGGAAACGAACCAGCGUCCCUCUACGAAGUCUACGCCAAUACGCGAUGUAUACUACAACUACCCGUGCUAUCUUCCAGCGCUACUGAACAGUAUUCCAAACCCCAGCUUUUCCACCCACUCUAAAGGGGGGCGGCAAAAAAUGUGCGAUCUCGCACGAGCUGUGCGAGAUUGUGCGCUUUUUUCCCCGUCCUCAAUCCCCCAUUACGUAUGCCUGCGUAUACGAUCGAACUAGUAUCCAUCGCGGGGGCCACCAAGUUCCCGGGAAGUUGUGCGCUCGAACCAACACCACCUGCACCACCGCAUCCGGAACGCCGGAAAGAAGAAAGGGGCGCCCUCAGUUCCCUGUUUAACAUCAACAGCACGUGACGACGGUGCGGCACUCGUAUUGUCCGGAAGAUACGGGCCCCCCAUCGUCGGGCCGGAUGGAGGGUGGGCGCCCCGAAAAGGGGAACAAGGUGGUCCCAACGCGCUCCAACGAAGAAGCAAAGAAGAUAGCUGUACAGCUUCGGUUUUUCGAAGCUCGCAAGCCCUCGCAAAACGAAGUGAACGUGGAACGUGACGCGAAUCACUCUCUCUGGGCCGGCCCAGGGAGGUUGAAAAAGCGAAAGAGAGAGAGAGAGAGAAAGAGAGAAGCAGAGAGAGAGAGAGAAACAGAGGAGGACGAACGGAAACAAAAGGAUAACAAACAGCCAGCCGACCGGAUGUGCCCGGUCGGCACUCCCUAGAAGAUCCUCAGACCGACGACUAUUCGGUGGUCGAGUAGUAGAAACCCUCGUGAUCGUGUUCUGAGCGUCCGUGACUUCUCCGCCGACUCGCACCCCCAACCCGCACACCUGCUUAGUGUGUGGAGGUGUAUGGGUGCGUGGGUGCGAACGCGAGCCUACAGCGAACCGUGAAGGAAGGCCCUUCGCUACCAUGGUGUGGAGCGAAGCGAUCCUUCACCGUUCGCAAAGAUAAUCUUACGGACACAUUGGUGCACGCUACGACGGACGCGCACAGUUUAAGCAGUAUUCCAACCGAUGCCUGCCAAAUCCACGCAAAAGGACAAACAAACACAAGCACACACUCCCACCGUUCCCCGUCCGUUCAGCCUCCCUCUUCCCCGAGCACUUCAUAUCCCUCAAGCACCGAUCCUUCGGGUUCCGAGGGGUAUCCAAGUUCCGAGUGGGUCCCCUUUCCGAGUAUCUCUCCUUCCUCGCUCCCUCCUCUCUUGUCCCCUUCCCGUUCCAACUGUGUCCUGCUCUCCUUUUCCAACAAAAAAAAAAAAAUACCUUCUUUCCCACCCAGCUCCAUCUCUCCCGCACAAAAGUAAACCUAUCCUAAUUGUAAACAACCUGUUGUGUACGUCCUGUCAAUCGUAGCGUAGGAGAGUAUUGUUUUUUUGGAGAAGAACAUAUUUUUUAUUUAAAAUAAUUUAAGUAUUAUAUACUAUUUAAAGUUUAGUGUUUAAACUUAAAUUAUUCACUUGACUUGAGCAGAUACUUUGUUUUUCGUUAUAAGCAGCGAAAGCAUGACGAAUACCGUUGUAGUGCUUAGGAGGACGGACAGAGUUAGGGCUCGUCAGAGUCAUCGGCAGAAGGUGAUCGUGAUCGUGAUGGUCCGGUUCGGAGACGCACAGGGUGAAACGUUUGGCGGAAUUUUGCAUCCGUGUCGGGUUCCAGGCCAGCAACCGAGUUCAUCUGCCCUUCGCCCAUCGUAGAGGGAGUGACUGCUCGAUACGAUACUUCAACAUCCGGUGGACUGCAGCGAAUGCGGCAACGGUGCGGACUCUCGGUAUCGCGGAGAAGCUUCCCGUUUCGCUGAACCUGGGCGCAUCCGGUUCCAACCACCGUUACGAUCACGAGCGCUAGUGAACUUACUUUACGCAAGUAUUAGCGGUUAGGUGCGGUAUGCAGUAAGCUAGGUUUAGUAGGGUACACCUUCUGUGGCUCCGGUCACCACCAACACAGCAACGUUCUCGGCAAGACAGGUUGAAAGAGCGAAAUCCUAAACGAACGAAACACACUGCAACGAAAAUUUAUCCUCGACUGUCUGUAAUCUCAUGUUUGUUUUUUUAAUUGUGUAUUUUAAAAACUGUGUAUAAAGCAACAAGUUUAAGGGCGGAAAAUUAUAUUUAUAUUUAUACGAGACAAUCUUAGCACGCGCACGUUUAAGAAAGCGAGAAAAAAUGUAUAAAAAAAAUAAAGAUUACAAUUUUCCGUCUUAAUGAAAAA